UCUCUUUUUUUGCCGUGAAAUUUCUGGCAUUUCCUGGCUUUCUUUUCCCUCCCACGUUUUGCCUCAGGGAAGCGGCAAAGUGACGGAAAUGUCACGGGCUCGUAUUGCCGUCCACCGCUUCCGCUGUACCUACGCCGCAUUAUCGUCGAUCACCUCAUCUUCAUCUGCAGUUACACGCUUUCAGUUCCAAUGUCCACAACAACAUCUAACGCACGCAUCCCUCCCCUUUCACUUCCACUCUCGUUAUUCUUCAUCUGUCCCCAAACAAACCUUGAACGGUAGCGUCGAAAAUUAUCCGAGUGGGGACUUUGAUUUCAAGCCCCUCACUGGCUGGAAAAAAUUCAUCGUCAAGCUCAAGAUGCUAACGGCCUUACCCUGGCACCGGCUUCGAUACGGCACCGUUUUGACAAUCAAGUUGCGCGGCCAGGUAUCGGAUCAGCUGAAGAGUAGGUUCUCUCGGGGAUUAUCUCUGCCUCAAAUCUGUGAUAAUUUCUUGAAGGCAGCUUAUGAUCCUCGAAUUUCCGGUAUCUAUCUCCACAUUGAUAUUUUAAAUUGCGGCUGGGCAAAGGUUGAAGAAAUUCGAAGGCACAUAUUCGAUUUCAGAAAGUCAGGAAAGUUUAUUGUGGCUUAUGUCCCUUCCUGUCGAGAAAAAGAAUAUUAUAUUGCAAGUGCGUGUGAAGAAAUAUAUGCCCCUCCAAGUGCUUAUUUUUCCUUGUUUGGAUUGACUGUUCAGGCUCCAUUCUUCAGAGGUGUUUUAGAGAAUCUUGGAAUUGAACCAGAAGUAGAACGGAUUGGCAAGUACAAAAGUGUAGGAGAUCAACUUACCCGUAGAACCAUGUCUGAAGAUCAUCAUGAGAUGCUUACUUCAUUGCUUGAUAAUAUCUAUACACAUUGGCUGGACAAAGUCUCUGCUGCUAGAGGAAAGAAAAGAGAAGAUAUUGAGAACUUCAUAAAUAAAGGUGUUUAUCAAGUAGAGACACUUAAAGAGGAGGGCUUCAUAUCAGACAUAGUCUAUGAGGAUGAGGUUAUUACUAGGUUGAAGGAGAGACUUCAAGUAAAAACAAAUAAAAAUCUGCCUAUGGUUGAUUACAGAAAAUACUCCGGAGUUAGGAAAUCAACUGUUGGACUAUCAAAUGGUAAAGAUUUAAUAGCCAUCAUCCGAGCUUCAGGGAGUAUUCGUCGUAUUGAGAGUCCACUAGGUGCCCGUAGCUCAGGUAUCAUUGGAGAGAAGUUAAUUGAGAAAAUACGCAGUAUAAGAGAUUCAAAUAAAUACAAGGCUGCUAUUAUCCGAAUUGACAGUCCAGGAGGGGAUGCCCUUGCUUCUGAUUUGAUGUGGAGAGAAAUCAGGCUUCUGGCUGCCUCAAAACCAGUCAUUGCUUCAAUGUCUGAUGUGGCAGCAAGUGGAGGAUACUACAUGGCAAUGGGAGCAGGAGUUAUUGUGGCAGAAAGUCUUACCUUAACUGGCUCAAUUGGAGUGGUCACAGGAAAGCUUAACCUUGGGAAACUCUAUGAGAAGAUUGGCUUCAACAAAGAAAUCAUAUCAAGGGGUAGAUAUGCUGAGCUGCGGGCAGCUGAACAGCGUUCACUUAGACCAGAUGAAGCAGAGCUAUUUUCCAAGUCUGUUCAGCAUGCUUAUAAACAAUUUCGAGAUAAAGCAGCCUUUUCCCGAUCUAUGACUGUAGACAAGAUGGAAGAGGUUGCACAGGGGAGGGUUUGGACUGGCAAGGAUGCAGCUUCUAAUGGUUUAAUUGAUGCUAUUGGUGGCCUUUCUCGAGCUGUUGCGAUAGCAAAAUUGAAGGCCGGUAUACCUCAAGAUAGACAGGUUACUGUUGUGGAGGUCACAAGACCCAGCCCUUCUCUGCCCGAGAUUUUGAGUGGUCUAGGUAAUUCUCUCGUUGGAGUAGACAGAACUUUAAAUGAAUUACUACAGGACUUGACAUUUUCCAAUGGAGUCCAAGCUCGGAUGGACGGAAUCGUGUUUGAGAAAUUGGAAGGUUAUCCAUACGCCAACCCCAUUUUGGCAUUGAUAAAAGAUUAUCUUAGUUCCCUUUAGUUGUUAAGUUUUAAGUGUUUCUCCUGUUUGUGUUUUUCAUUGUAUAGUGAGGUAUGCUUAUUUGCGAUAGAGUGAGGUAAUAUGAUGUAAUAAAAAGAGAAAUAGAGAGAAUAAGUGUCAGGUAAGUGUUUGACUUGUGUACGUAUAUUUUACUGUGAGAAUACCUCAUUCCGAUAAGUAUUUUUAAUUACGUUAUAAACUAGUGUAAUUGUAGAUUCA
Messenger RNA from Vigna radiata var. radiata (mung bean), 2272 nucleotides. Its product is annotated as serine protease SPPA, chloroplastic. NCBI's taxonomy places the organism in Eukaryota, Viridiplantae, Streptophyta, Magnoliopsida, Fabales, Fabaceae. The record is from RefSeq and is a predicted model, not a curated record. Gene Ontology annotation, cellular component: membrane. The transcript has 13 exons. Gene Ontology annotation, molecular function: peptidase activity. Bases 89 to 2053 code for a protein of 654 amino acids.